AUGUCUGCAUCGGCCAGCCCAAGUCCGGCGGAAACCACAGUGACCGCACCCAUCACCUUCAAACAGAGAGGGCGACGGGCAAAGGAGAGCUUCAGGAAACGGCCGGCGAGCUCAACAAUAGCGCCAGCGCGUGACAAUCCAGAUGGUUCCUCGUCUUCAAGCGACGAGCAUGACACGUUAGAAGGACCCCGGAUCAAGCGCGGUAAGAAGGGCAUCGUUUCGACCUCAACAAAUGUCAAGACCACCCCGAGUGAAGGUCACGGGCCUACAGCCUUCCGAGCAAACCGUGACAUCCCACUAUCAGACACAAACGAUGCAACGAAGCGAAAAGACUGGUAUGACCAGCCCACGGCAAAGGGUCCAGCUCGUGCCGCAUCCAACGUGCGCAUCACCACAACCACCGACUUUGCUCGCGAUGUGUGCAAAGACUACGCGAAAACGGGCUGGUGUGGCUUUGGAGAUUCUUGCGUGUUCCUUCAUGAUCGAAGCGACACGCAACAAGGCUGGCAGCUUGACAGGGAGUGGGAGGUGCACAACAAAAAGAAGCUCCCUAGCAACACCAACAAGGGUGAGGAUAACGGGAAUGCAGACGACGACACGACACUGGAUAAAAUUCCCCUUUCCUGUCCCAUCUGCGAGGGGCCUUACAAGCGCCCUAUCGUAACCCAGUGUGGCCACUACUUUUGCGAAGCUUGUGCGCUUCAGAGAUACAGAAAGGAUCCAACCUGCAGGAGCUGUGGAGUCGCAACCAUGGGUGUAUUUAAUGCAGCAUCCAAAUUGGAACGGCUGAUGCGCCGGAAGAGGGAACGCGAGGAGGAAGCAACGGACAGGAGCUAG
This is a messenger RNA of Fusarium keratoplasticum, 837 nucleotides long. RefSeq names its product Pre-mRNA-splicing factor CWC24. Gene Ontology annotation, cellular component: U2-type spliceosomal complex. The coding region runs from base 1 to 837 and encodes 278 amino acids. NCBI's taxonomy places the organism in Eukaryota, Fungi, Ascomycota, Sordariomycetes, Hypocreales, Nectriaceae. The record is from RefSeq and is a predicted model, not a curated record. Gene Ontology annotation, biological process: snoRNA splicing. Gene Ontology annotation, molecular function: metal ion binding. The transcript has a single exon.